AUGUCUUCAACACCUUCAACCUCGGGGAGCGAUAGCCGCAACAGCAACUCGCCCAAAUACUAUAGCCCAAUACAGAAUCAAGAGAGUAUCAAUCGCAGAAAAAGUGAACACCAGCAAAGACGGUUGGCGCUCAGAUUCCAUGAUAAACCCAACGGAGCUAGGCUGGGAAUGCACUGGGAUUUCAACCGAGGGAAGAAUGUGCCUUAUAUAAAAGACCACUUCACCGGCGUUAUUCGACCUGCGACAAUGAAGGACGACAUGUACAGCAACAUGUCCGAAGAAAAGCUCGAACAGCAUCGCCAGUAUCACCAACAAAUGGAAACGCUCGAGGAGGAAGUUAAGAUCGAAGAAGCGAUCAAUUGGCCGAAGGUAGAAGAUUCGGCCACCGGUGCAACCUAA
Molecule: messenger RNA, 399 nt
Organism: Daldinia loculata
Lineage: Eukaryota; Fungi; Ascomycota; Sordariomycetes; Xylariales; Hypoxylaceae
Exons: 2
Coding region: 1-399 (132 amino acids)
Source: RefSeq, a predicted model, not a curated record